This is a messenger RNA of Vombatus ursinus (common wombat), 1362 nucleotides long. RefSeq names its product zinc finger GATA like protein 1 (gene ZGLP1). The transcript has 5 exons. The record is from RefSeq and is a predicted model, not a curated record. Gene Ontology annotation, cellular component: nucleus. Gene Ontology annotation, biological process: spermatogenesis; oocyte development; regulation of transcription by RNA polymerase II. Lineage: Eukaryota; Metazoa; Chordata; Mammalia; Diprotodontia; Vombatidae. The coding region runs from base 1 to 1332 and encodes 443 amino acids. Gene Ontology annotation, molecular function: zinc ion binding; sequence-specific DNA binding.
AUGGAGGGGGAGCCCACCCCGGAUUUUUCUGUCCUUCGGGAGCUGCUGGCCCCGCCCUGCCUGGAGCCAGAGCCAGAGCUCGAGGGGAUGCACCCUCUGCCUCACCCCUCUCCCUGCGCAGGCUCCUUAAUCCUGCCCCAAGAAAACAAGGGCCCUGGAGACAGCAGGUGUAUAAGGGCUCAGACCUUCCUCCCCCACCUCCCCACAUACCCCUCAGGGACAGGGAGGACUGGGCCCAGCCCGCGUAGCCCUCUCAUCAGGGAUCCUUGGGGUCACCCCGGGGACAUUCACUGGGUUCACACAGGGUCAGCCAGGGGCCACUCCCUGGGGGCCUCGGGUCAGUCUGUGGGCCUUGGGGGAGGGCAGCUAAUCCCAUUGCCUGCUCCCCUUAGGUCUCCUUGGCUGGCCCUCCCAGCUGCAGCGACCGGCCUGCGCUUCCUCCAGGAGACAGCCGAGCGGCUCCGGCAGGCUCCUGUCCCAGAAGCCUCCCGAGCUGAGCCCUGGCUGGAGCCACCACUGACCCCCAGGGCCUUAGCCCCCUUGACGGUCCCUGGGGGUCCUGGAGCUUGGGAUGCUGUGGACUCACUGGCCCUCAUCAGCCUUCAGUGUCACAGACUGAGCCCCCCGAGGGCCAGGGAGCAGGUGGGGCUGGGAGUGGGACUGGGUAGGGGUCCUGGCCUCCAGGCCCUGGCAGGCAGGACCCUCCGCAAACAGCCCCACCCCCAACGGGGCGCCGAGGGACUGGAGCCAGGAUUCCAGGGUGUUGUGCUGAGGAUGCACCUGAAGCCUGAUCAGGAAGGGCACCAGCUGCUAAUCACUGCCCAGUUCAGUUCAGCCUGUGGUUCCCGGAGCUGGGAGGCCUCACCUAGUCCCAUGGGGGCCUUGCCCAGUCCCAUGGGGGCAGCCACAUCAAACCAUCAGGGUUCCCCAGGGAGUCGAUGCUGUGCCUCCUGCCGAACCCAGAGGACCCCACUGUGGCGGGAUGCAGAGGAUGGGACCCCACUGUGUAAUGCAUGUGGUAUCAGGUACAAAAAGUAUGGAAUUCGCUGCCCUACCUGUUGGACUGUACCUAGGAAGAGUAUCUGCCCACUUGGGCAUUGUACCCGUUGUGGGGCUUGGCUCUGUACCCCACAAGGCCCUGGCAAGAAAGGGACUGACAGCCAUGACUCCAGCGUCCGGCCCCGGGUGCCCCGGCUUCAUGGGGAGAAGGAAAAGAGCUUCCCCAGAGAAGCUGCAAUGAGAUCAAGAGGGGCAGCAGGGAUCCCCAUGGGCCUGGGGCAUAGCUCUGAUGAAAUGUGGAUUCCUGUCCCAGUGGGAAGGCCAGAGCAGUGACCUCAGUCAUGCCCCCCGCCACACACUCAU